AUGCCAAGCGUACUUCAAGCGACAAGAAGUAGCCUGCAAAGCUCGUCGAAACCCAUUGUUUACGACAUGGGAUCCAAGAACGAAUGCAUACACGAUAAAUUCAGUUCUUUAGGGCAGCCCAGAAUAUCUGCUCUUAAACCUAAUCCAGGAGAAGAACAUCUUUUCAAUAUUGAAAACAAUCCGUUUGCUUUCUCCCCAGGUCAAUUAGGGAAGCUUAUAAAUCCAAAAAGCACUGCCGCUUUCCUCGCUCUAGGAGGACUUCCUGGGCUAGAGAAAGGCCUACGGAGCAAUUGCUUUGCUGGCCUGGGUAUUGAUGAGCAGUAUAUUCCCCAACCAAUCACGUUCAAGCAGGCGACAACGGUUCUCCCAUCGCCUGGCCUACUCAGAGAUAACGAACAAGACGGGAAUCUUCCUUCCGUUCGUUCCAACGGGAGGCUAAGAAGCAAUUUCGCUGAUAGGAAACGAGUGUUCGGCGAAAACCGGUUACCAGAACGAAAAUCGAAAUCACUUCUCCAGCUAGCUUGGAUUGCUUUGCAUGACCGUGUACUCAUACUACUCAGCGUUGCAGCUAUUGUCUCGCUUGCCCUUGGUUUAUAUCAGACAUUUGGACAAACGGAACAUGAAGGUGCUAACGUUGAGUGGGUUGAAGGCGUGGCCAUCAUUGUUGCAAUCGCUAUCGUUGUCAUUGUCGGCGCGCUGAAUGACUGGCAGAAAGAACGCCAAUUCCGGAAACUUAGCUUGAAAAAAGCGGAUCGCUUUGUCAAAGUAAUCCGCUCAGGCAGUCCUAUGACCGUGUCCGUUUAUGACGUGGUUGUGGGUGAUCUCAUGCUUCUCGAACCAGGCGAUAUUAUUCCGGUUGAUGGUGUCUUCGUUAAAGGCCAUAGUCUAAGUUGUGAUGAGUCUUCAGUCACGGGCGAGUCUGACUUGGUCAGAAAAGUCCCAGCGGACGAUGUUCUGCAGGCGCUUGUUAAUGAAGAGACGUCAGAGUUAAAAAGAUUGGAUCCGUUCAUCAUCUCUGGGGCCAGAGUCUUAGACGGGGUUGGGUCUUUUCUCGUUACUUCAGUUGGGCAGAACUCAAAUCACGGCCGGACCAUGAUGUCACUGUGGGAAAAUCCUGGGCCUACUCCCUUGCAAUCUAAGCUCAAUGUUUUGGCUGGUUACAUCGCAAAACUUGGAGGCGGGGCGGGGUGCUUGCUGUUCACAGUGCUGUUUAUCGAGUUUCUUGUUAGGCUACCCGGAAAUAAUAAGUCUCCGGAAGAGAAAGGACAAGACUUUCUACAUAUUCUUAUUAUGUCUAUCACUAUUAUUGUUGUUGCCGUCCCUGAAGGCCUGCCACUGGCGGUAACGUUGUCAUUGGCAUUCGCUACUAAGCGUAUGACAAGAGAAAACAAUUUUGUUCGCCACCUUCAAUCUUGCGAAACAAUGGGGAAUGCCACAGUCAUCUGCUCGGAUAAAACAGGUACCCUGACAGAAAAUGCCAUGACCGUGGUCACCGGGGCACUGGGCGGCGAACUAUUGUUAUUUGGUGACAAGGAUCUACAACUUGAACUUGAUAGCAGUGCGCCGAGGUUACAGGAUCCUCAAACGAAGGCUAAAAGGCCAACCAGCACCUCAUCGGUACAUUUUGAGAUGCAGGAAUAUGGCCGAAUUUCUGCGGACCAAUUGACUUCAAAGCUUUGCACAGAGUUUCAAAAUCUACUGAAAACAGCUCUUGCAGUAAACACGACUGCCUUUGAGAGCGAAGAGAACGGCAGAAUGGUAUUUGUUGGAACAAAAACGGAGACAGCCCUCCUUGAUUGGGUUCGUCGAUAUUUUGGACUUGGACCAACCUCUUUGGAGCGUGCCAACAGCUCACUAGAGCAGCUAUUCCCAUUUAAAUCACAGCACAAAUGCAUGGGAGCUGUAAUAAGGCUGUCUAAAUCAGAUAGCUGCAAAGGCGAAGCAAAAUAUCGACUAUUUGUGAAAGGUGCACCUGAAGUUGUGCUUGAACAAUGUAGCGCCUCGCUGCUAGAAGUAUCGAAAUGUGUAUCUCGGGUACCGAUGACAAAAAACCAGAAAGAUGCUAUCAAACAUAUAAUAUUUGGCUUUACGACUCAAUCAUUGCGAACUUUGGCUCUCUCAUAUGUCGACUUCCAGCAAUGGCCCCCGCAUCGGCUCCGGACGGACAAUAUCGCAGCGGCUUCUGAUGAUAUUGUACUUCCCGAUGUUCUUCGAGAUAUGACCUGGAUUGGAGUUGUGGGGAUUAGAGAUCCUGUAAGACAGGGAGUACCUGCUGCGGUGGAAGCUUGCCGAAGAGCAUCGGUAUCAGUAAAAAUGGUAACCGGUGACAAUAUUGAGACGGCAAGAGCAGUUGGGAGAGAAUGUGGCAUCUUGAAGACUUUAUCAGGAGAGGAAGGCUUGGUAAUGGAAGGGCAAGACUUUCGCCAACUAUCUGAUAACGGGAAAGCAGAUAUUGCCAAAGAUAUCUGUAUUAUGGCCAGGGCCAGCCCUGAAGAUAAACGCAUCCUCGUCAAAGCUCUACAGAGCCUCGGUGAAAUUGUUGCAGUGACAGGGGAUGGCACGAAUGAUGCGCCAGCUCUGAAAGCUGCUGAUGUUGGCUUUUCUAUGGGUUUAUCUGGUACGGAAGUCGCCAAAGAGGCAUCCGAUAUUAUAUUGAUGGAUGAUAACUUUGCGUCCAUUGUUAAGGCACUUGGUUGGGGACGGGCUGUUAAUGACUCCGUGAAGAAAUUCUUGCAAUUCCAACUUACCGUCAACAUUACGGCAGUUAUCAUAACAUUCGUUACGGCUGUCUCCGAUAGUAAUGAAACUGCAGUACUCAACGCAGUACAACUACUGUGGGUUAAUCUCAUUAUGGACACAUUUGCGGCUCUUGCGCUUGCGACAGAUCCGCCAACAGGAAGCAUAUUUCAACGCAAACCAGAAAUGCGAACAGCUUCUUUAAUUAGCUUCAUCAUGUGGAAGAUGAUCAUUGGCCAGUCCAUCUACCAGCUGAUUGUUUGCUUUAUAUUAUGGUUUGCAGGGUCUAAUCUCGGUUACGCAGAGUCCCAGUUACGGACUCUUAUUUUCAAUGUGUUUGUUUUUAUGCAAAUCUUCAAGCUUAUUAACAGUCGUCGUAUUGAUAACAAGCUUAAUAUCUUUGAAGGUUUGCAUCGCAAUUGGCUGUUUAUGUUAAUGACGCUGAUUAUGGUUGGUGGGCAGCUGAUUAUUAUUUAUGUUGGUGGUAAGGCUUUUGUUAUUGUACAGCUUACUAGCGAGCAAUGGGCAAUAUCUAUUGGCCUAGGUAUUGGCUCUAUUCCAGUAGGCAUUUUUAUUCGUUUAAUUCCUGACGCAUUCUUGCGUAAUUGUGGUAAGAAGAUUAAGAAAACACUUAGCUAUAAGUAA
Messenger RNA from Trichoderma gamsii, 3381 nucleotides. Its product is annotated as Ca2+-transporting ATPase. The transcript is spliced from 2 exons. NCBI's taxonomy places the organism in Eukaryota, Fungi, Ascomycota, Sordariomycetes, Hypocreales, Hypocreaceae. The record is from RefSeq and is a predicted model, not a curated record. Gene Ontology annotation, cellular component: intracellular membrane-bounded organelle; membrane. Bases 1 to 3381 code for a protein of 1126 amino acids. Gene Ontology annotation, molecular function: ATP binding; P-type calcium transporter activity; ATP hydrolysis activity. Gene Ontology annotation, biological process: calcium ion transmembrane transport; intracellular calcium ion homeostasis.